This is a messenger RNA of Macadamia integrifolia, 4002 nucleotides long. Its product is annotated as formin-like protein 6. Gene Ontology annotation, biological process: actin nucleation; actin cytoskeleton organization. The coding region runs from base 286 to 3021 and encodes 911 amino acids. Gene Ontology annotation, molecular function: actin filament binding. The record is from RefSeq and is a predicted model, not a curated record. Lineage: Eukaryota; Viridiplantae; Streptophyta; Magnoliopsida; Proteales; Proteaceae. The transcript has 4 exons.
UAGGGCACGAGACGAGAGAGAGAGAGAGAACACUUCCGUAAACCCAGGCAUAUAAAUUGAAUUGCGGCUUCCCUAUCUGACGUCAGCGGAGCAUCCAGAUCUUACCGCCCAGGGAAGCUUCCUUCCUCAACUCAUCCACCUCGAGGGAGUGACCUUUCCAUGGAAACACGGCAUUUCUUGAUUUGUUCGUGUAAUUCAAGCUUAAGGUUUCAAACCUAGAAAGGUAGUGACUGCGGUUGUUUAGUGAGUAGUACUGUCCUUGAUGAGUAAGAACAGGAAAGGCAAAUGAUAGAUCAAUUGCAGAGAACCGCCAUGAAAGCUCCUCUUCUCACUCUAUUGUUGAUUCUAUCGUCUAUUCUAUGCCUUUCAAGAGGAGCCCUAGGAAUUCAUAAUCCGGGUGGUAGUGAUGGUAACAGGAGAGUUCUGCAUCAGCCAUUGUAUCCAGUGGACUCGACGCCUCCACCUGCAGGGGAGCCCCCUCCCCCGGUCUUCCCAGGGCCAGAUGAGCCGUUUUUUCCUGAGGUCCCUACUGGGCAGAGUCCGGAUCAGACUCAGACUAGUCCCCCAGCUCCACCUGCCAAUGUCUCUUUGCCGGUUACGCCGGCGACGGCGGCGCAGCCGACCAGUCCGACUAAGAAAGUUGCAAUUGCGGUAUCUGUGGGGGUUGUGACGUUGGGUAUGCUCUCGGCAUUUGCCUUCUUUUUGUAUCGACACAGGGUAAGACACCCACCUGAAUCUCAGAAGCUUAUUGCUGUUGGUGAUGAGAACAACUCUCAGCGGUUCGCACAGGUGCCAACUGGACCAGCCUCUGAUUUUCUCUACCUGGGAACUAUGGAGCCUUCCGAUCGUAGAGGGGGCGACGCCGGAGCCGGCGUCGGCGAGGAGCCAAAUGGGAUUUGUGGUUCGCCUUACCACAAGCUAAGCUCCAUGCGAAUAUCAGAGCUGCACCGUCCUAGCCCAGAACUUCAUCCCUUACCACCCCUGAGCAGGGCUCCACCGUGCAGAACUUCUCCUUCUCCUCUGCCUCCACCUCAAGCCAUGUCGUCUGACGAGGAGACUUUCUACUACACACCUCAGGGCUCAGUAGCUGGGAAUGGGAAUGGGAAUGGGAAUGGGAAUGGUAAUAGUAGUAAUGGUGAGAGCCCUUGCGUACCUGCUUCGCGUCUGGUUUGGCCAAAGGUCAGUCAUCGUGGGAGCACUGCCACUAAAAGUUCAAGUUUUGGUACUAGUUCUCUCUCUUCCACUUCUACUCCUCACUCUCGAAGGUCUUCUCCCAAAUCGCGUUUUUCAAUUUCUUCUUCUCCUGAAGUCAAGCGUCCCGUUACAUACUCUUCUCCUCCAGUGCCACCACCGCCACCACCACUUCCGCCACGAGCUCGAAACAAUCAACCCGAAACACCAUCACCACACAAUCCUCUGCCAGUUAAUGAUCCAUCCCCGCAAGCAUCUAAGUCUCCGGUUACACCUCCUCCACCGCCGCCGCCGCCGCCAGCAAUAUCAGCGAAAGUACAAUCUUCGGAAACAAAUAUCCAAGUAACACCGGUUCGUGCAUUUCUCAGGACAGAGCCUCAAAUGUCUAGCUCAAAGGUCACCACAUCGACUGAGAAACCAGCGUCGGUUGCAGAGGUCAAUCAGAGUGGUGGCAGUUCUUCGGAGCGGCUCAAUGGGGGAGGUGAUACAGAUGGAUCAAACAAGCCCAGGUUGAAACCCUUGCAUUGGGAUAAAGUACGGGCAACUUCGGAUCGAGCCAUGGUUUGGGACCACCUGAGAUCGAGCUCAUUUCAAUUGAAUGAAGAUAUGAUAGAAAGUCUUUUUGGCUGCAACUCCACAAAUUCGGUUCAUAAAGAAGCUACUAGAAAAUCAGUUCUCCCUCCCAUGGAAAGGGAGAACAGGGUUCUUGAUCCUAAGAAGUCACAGAACAUAGCAAUACUUUUAAGAGCAUUAAACGUAACACGAGAUGAAGUGACUGAAGCAAUUCUAGAUGGUAAUUCUGAAGCUUUAGGUGCGGAGCUUUUGGAAACUCUGGUGAAGAUGGCCCCAACCAAAGAAGAAGAACUAAAGCUGAGAGACUAUAGUGGGGACAUAUCAAAACUAGGGUCUGCAGAGAGAUUUCUGAAGGCAGUGCUUGAUAUACCAUUUUCCUUUAAACGAGUUGAUGCAAUGCUAUACAGAGCCAAUUUUGAGACAGAGGUGAAAUACCUGAGGAAGUCUUUUGAAACCCUAGAGGCGGCAUGUGAAGAGUUGAAGAACAGUCGGCUUUUCCUCAAACUCCUCGAAGCUGUACUUAGAACAGGGAACAGAAUGAAUGUUGGCACCAACCGUGGUGAUGCAACAGCUUUUAAGCUCGAGACUCUGUUAAAACUAGUGGAUGUCAAAGGAACAGAUGGGAAGACAACUUUGCUCCACUUUGUGGUCCAAGAGAUUACUAAAUCUGAAGGUGCAGGUUCUGAUCCUCCACUUGAGAAUCUUCCAAAUAAAAUGCAUCCAAAAGUGGAGGAGGAUUUCAGAAAGCAAGGAUUGCAGGUUGUCGCCGGACUGGGCAGAGAACUUGGAAAUGUCAAAAAAGCAGCAGGUAUAGACUCAGAUGUUCUAAGCAGUUAUGUAUCAAAACUUGAAAUGGGGCUUGAUAAAGUCAGGUUAGUUCUACAAUAUGAGAAGUCAAAUACACAAGGAAAAUUCUUUGAGUCCAUGAAGCGGUUUCUUAAUGAGGCAGAAGAGGAGAUCCUUGGGGUUAAGGCUGAUGAAAGAAAAGCACUAUGCCUUGUAAAGGAGGUCACAGAAUAUUUUCAUGGAGAUGCGGCGAAGGAGGAAGCCCAUCCUUUCAGAAUCUUUGUGAUUGUAAGAGAUUUCCUCUCGGUGUUGGAUCAGGUAUGCAAGGAAGUGGGGAAAAUGCAGGAGAGAAAGAUGGCGGGUUCUGCUAGAUCCUUCCGGAUAUCUGCGAAUGCUUCAUUACCAGUUUUCAAAAGAUUCAAUGUAAGACAUCAGCAAGGAAGUUCAGAUGAAGAAAGCUCUUCUCCAUAAAAUUAUGUGAAGAUGGUGCACCUUCACUUCUUUGAAAGUGAAUCAAUAUCUAAGGGUCCAUACCUACUCUGUUAUUAGGAGUUUCUGCCUUUAGCUACUACUCCUUUUGACUUCCCAGAAAAGAAACAGUCCUCUAUAGUUCCAUCGAGAUGCCAGGGAGGAGGAUGUGAUUCUUUCAAGUUCUUCAUAAGUUUAAGGGAUUUUUUUCCUGUUGGACUGGGUAAUGCUAUAAAGAGGCGGAGAUGCAGGAGUGAAUAUGAUGGGUUCUAUUAGAUCCUCCGCAGAUGUAGGAGUCAAUAGAAGACUGGAUGGAAGUUCAUGUGGGUUAAGUCUUACACUAAGGUAUUGCACUCGAAAUUCUUCAGAAGUCGUGCUAUUUACCUAUAUUCCAUUGUACCAUAAGACUGCAGGGCGCAUGUAUCCAGAGGAAUGGGCUGACAGAAAGAAAACGGAAUAGUUCCGGGUGGGAGAUUGAAUUGCUUGAGAUCACCUCUCCAGAUAGAAGAUGGAGAUUCUCAAGGAUUGCUUUCAGAAAGAGCUGAAAAAAGACAGCAAUGCAGAGGCUGCCUAUAUGAAAUCUAAAAAGGUGUGAAAGGUCAUAAUUAAUAAAAAGAUCUUGGAGAUUUUUUAUACCCAAGGCCUACAGUUGGUGGGGAAUUUACUGAGAAGAAUAAUUGUGCAUUGUAGGGAAUGGAAAGAAUAUAAACACAUUAUACUCGAAGAAAUUUACAUAGUUGAGAUAAUCUUCCAAAAGUAUAAUCUUUGACCCAACUUCUUGUAGGAGAAUUUUUUCUCAUUUGGAGUGACCUCUUUUCAAAUUAAUUCGUAUUCGGUAGCUGUUGCUUACUCAUUUUGGUGAUAUCUUUUUUAUUCAACAAAGUGCUGUUGGUACUUGGGGUCUUCAGGGUAGAUCUUAGCCACAGUGCUUGACUUUGUACAUAUCAAUCCAAAACACAGUAUGAAGUCAUUUCAAAGUAUCUG